Gymnodraco acuticeps is the source of this 3166-nucleotide messenger RNA. Its product is annotated as arylsulfatase I-like. The coding region runs from base 214 to 2634 and encodes 806 amino acids. The record is from RefSeq and is a predicted model, not a curated record. The transcript has 11 exons. Lineage: Eukaryota; Metazoa; Chordata; Actinopteri; Perciformes; Bathydraconidae.
UUUCAUUAUUGAGAGUGUGGACUCUCAGACUGAAGGAAGGAAGGAAGGGUUUGUGUGGAAACUUGAGGACAUGCGACGUCUUCUGCAAACUUUACUCAACUCUCUGCCAGCUGAAGAAAGACCCGAAUAGUGAAGAAUGAACUGAGGAGAGGAAGAGGUGAGGAGGGGGGAGGAAGAAGAACUGUUCACUCCCAUUGAUCACAUCGAGUGAAGAUGCACGCUGCCGCCGCCGUCGCCGUGGCUCUCGCUGUGCUGAGUGUUUUCUGCCGCGUCGACCAACUGUCUGCAGACCGGGCCAAACCGAACCAGAACCAGACCGACAGAAACAACCGUACAGAUGAGGCGGAACCAAAGAAGAAGAAGAACCAGCCGCACAUCAUCUUUAUCCUCAUAGACGACCAGGGCUUCAACGACAUCGGCUACCACAACCCGACCAUCAAGACCCCCACUCUGGACAAGCUGGCGGCGGAGGGCGUGACUCUGGAGAAUUACUACGUGCAGCCGAUCUGCACGCCGUCGCGCAGCCAGCUGCUCACCGGCAGAUAUCAGAUCCACACAGGCCUGCAGCACUCGAUCAUCAGACCCAGCCAGCCCAGCUGUCUGCCCGCUCACAUGGACACGCUGCCCCAGAGGCUCCGAGAGGCCGGGUACUCCACUCACAUGGUGGGCAAGUGGCACCUGGGUUUCUACAGGAAGGCGUGCCUGCCCACCAGAAAGGGCUUUGACAGUUUCUUUGGAUCUCUAACAGGAAGUGUGGAUUACUACAGCUACGGGUCGUGCGACGGACCCGGGGUUUGUGGGUAUGAUCUCCACGAGGACGAGGGCGUGGCGUGGGGCCAGGAAGGGAAAUACUCCACAACGCUUUUCACACAGAGAGCCCGCAAGAUCUUGGAGACUCACGACCCCACGGAGAGGCCGCUCUUCCUGCUGCUCUCCCUCCAGGCAGUCCACACUCCUCUGCAGCCUCCAAAGUCCUACAUCUACCCCUACCGGGACAUGGCUAACGUCGCCCGCAGGAAGUUUGCCGCCAUGGUGUCCACGGUGGACGAGGCGGUGCGAAACGUCACCUACGCCCUGAGGAAGUUGGGAUACUACAGGAACAGCGUCAUCAUCUACUCCACCGACAACGGAGCCCAACCGUUCACAGGAGGCAGCAACUGGCCGCUGCGAGGACGAAAGGGCACAUAUUGGGAAGGGGGAGUUCGUGGAGUGGCGUUUGUCCACAGCCCGCUGUUGAGACGCAGGAGACGGGUGUCCAAAGCUCUGCUGCACAUCACCGACUGGUUCCCCACUCUGGUGGGCCUCGCCGGGGGAAACAUCAGCCAGAGUCAGGGUCUGGAUGGAUUCGAUGUCUGGCCCACCAUCAGCGAGGGGAAGGAGUCGCCCCGUCAGGAGAUCCUUCACAACAUCAACCCUCUGCACAAACCUCCGCUGCAAACCAUGAAGUGGGACGUCAGCACGGAGAGAGCUAAGGCAAGCAAAUCGAAAGGCACAAAGAAGCCGAAGAAGAAGAAGAAGAAGAUCCUGAGGCAGAAACCGAAGCAGAAGUCAGCUUUUAGGGUGAAGAAACCCCAUCCUGCUGCUAAACCUGCACCCACACUUAAAUCCAAGCCCUCUCCCAAAACAAAGCUUAAGCCCUCUCCCAAAACAAAGCUCAAGCCCUCUCCCAAAACAAGGCUUAAGCCCUCUCCCAAAACAAAGCUUAAGCCCUCUCCCAAAACAAAGCUUAAGCCCGUUCCUAAAAUAGCAAAAAAGGAAGUUAUCAAACAAAAGCUUAAGCCUGUUCCCAAACCGAAGCUUAAGCCCGUUCUAAAAUCAAAACCCACAUCCAGGACAAAAGUUUACCCCCUGACCCCGAGACUGCCGACAUACAAUCCAUCGGGUUCGGGAACAUCUCGCCCUAAAUCUCAGCCUCAGAUCCAGCCACGCUUGAAGCGAAAAUCCAGGAGAAACACAUCGCAGAACUUUUCACACUCAAGACCACCUCAACGUAAAUCCAAGACGGAGCACACAUUACAUUUCCAGUCGAGGAGGACGUCCUCCCAGUACCAGAACAUGUCUCAGGCAGGAGCACCGCAGCCUAAAUCCCAUCCGACGCCCCGGUUUAGUUUCCCGUCAGUGUGGGACGCUUCGGUCCAGGCUGCCAUCAGAGUGGGAGACUGGAAGCUGCUGACAGGUGACCCAGGCCACGGAGACUGGGUCCCGCCACAGGUUAUGUCCACUCUCCCUGGUCGCUGGUGGAACCUGGAACGUCCCGUCUUCCCGCUCCCCAAAUCCUCCUCCGCCCCGAAGAACGUGUGGCUCUUCAACAUCACGGCGGACCCCUGCGAGCGGCAGGACUUAGCGGCGCAGAGACCGGACGUCGUGCAGCAGCUCAUGGCUCGACUGGCCUUCCACAACCAAACGGCCGUGCCCGUUUAUUUCCCGCCCGACGACCCUCGAGCCAAUCCCAGCAGGCACAGCGGGGCCUGGGUUCCCUGGGUGGAGGAAGAGGAGGACGAGGAGGGGAAAUAUCACGGCGUGUACAAGACAGAGAAGAACAAGAAGAAGAGGAAGAAGCCAAAGUGCCCGCUGUGCAAACUGCAGUCGUUCUUUCUGAAACUGAACACCGGGAUGAUGUCCAAUCGGAUCUGAGGAGUCCACUUUUUGUAAUAUUGUUUGGUACAUCGUCGCUUCCUUAAAUCAAUGAUAAGAGAGAUAACCAGGUGAGUUAAUUCCAGUAAACUCUUUCAUGACCAUGUCUCAUACGAAAACGUUUCAACAUGUAUUACUAUGUAAAAUAUGGACACUAUGUUACAUGCAGGAUUGUAGCUGAUUCAGGCUUCCAGUUCACCCAAAUCACAAAGUAUUUCAUGACCUGUCCCUCGUGAUAUCCGGCCAUGCAGAUACUGUCUUUUCAAUGAUAUUUGCCACGGUUUUUGGUCAUUAUUGGUGGAUUUGUUCCAUCUUGUGCAAUAAUCUUGGAAUUUAGCAAUCAACAGCAGGACUAUCUGCAUAGCAAGAUGCUGACUAAAGUAAGCAGGAAACUGUUUUUCUGAUAUGGGUGAACUGAGACUUUAAAUUCCUAACUUUUUUGAUGGUAAGGGGUUUUCUUGACUGUUGUUCCCUGAUUUAUUAUGUGAUUAAAUUAGGGCCGGGACUCGAUUAAAAAAAUUAAUCUAAUUAA